Molecule: messenger RNA, 2678 nt
Organism: Piliocolobus tephrosceles (Ugandan red Colobus)
Lineage: Eukaryota; Metazoa; Chordata; Mammalia; Primates; Cercopithecidae
Gene: C4H5orf34
Product: chromosome 4 C5orf34 homolog
Exons: 14
Coding region: 397-2454 (685 amino acids)
Source: RefSeq, a predicted model, not a curated record
GGGCGGGAUUUCCGGUCUUCCCUGCAGCAGAGCGGUGAAGCGGCUCCUGCCGUGCUGAUUUUGAAAGGCUUUUGUGCUGUUUGCGUUUUCUCUUAAUGGUUACAGUUGGUGCUGUCUCCGCUUUCCUUUUACCUGGCGGGGGUCUUGGUCAAAACACUCCCUGCGACCUUCCUCCUCUAGGGUUGUGAUUUUUUUCUCUCAUCAAGAAAUAUCACUUGGUAAUUUGUCAAACUCAAGAAACCCCUGGAAAAGCAGUGGUGGGAAGGCGCGGAGGCUGCGGCUCCCAGAGCAUUUUGGCAAAUCAAAGCCAGGGACGGUUGCUGGGCCUCAUUUCCGCAACUUUUCGGCUCCGAACUGCUUCUUUGACUUAGAAGGACAUCUUAUUCUGCCGUAGUAAUGGCAGCUGAACUGCGAAUGGUACUUUAUGAAGAUGAUUCAGUACAAGUACAAUAUGUUGAUGGUUCCACGUUGCAGCUUUCUCCCUGUGGCUCUGAAUUUUUAUUUGAAAAGUCACCUCCUGUUUCAGCACAUCCUUUAGAACAACCAGAAAGAAUUCGUCAGAGGACACAUUUUGUCAUUAGCACUUACAGAGAGCAACUACAGCGAGCCCUAGAUUUUCGAAACUCUUCAGCUACUUGCCCUUUUUUAUCUGAAACCAUCAUACCUUCUGAAAGAAAAAAGUAUAUCUUCAUUGACAUCACAGAAGUGAGAUGGCCCAGUCUUGAUACAGAUAGUACCAUGAUAUGUAUGGAGAGUGGCAUUGUGAAGAUAACAUCUUUAGAUGGUCAUGCAUACCUCUGCCUGUCCAGAUCUCAGCAUGAAUUUACAGUACAUUUUUUGUGUAAAGUUAGCCAGAAGUCAGACUCAUUUGCAGCGUUGUCAGAAACAAAUAAUAAAGCCCCAAAAGAUAAACUAGUUGAAAAAGCUGGCAAAAUCUGUAUACAUGGAAAUUUAUCAGGACAGAGACUGAAGAAUAAAGAAAAUGAGCUUCAUUGCCAGAUCAUGAAAUCCAAAGAAACUUUAAAGAAGAUGAGUUGUGUAAAUGGAACUGAAGGGAGGGAAGAGCUGCCUUUGCCUGGUACGAAGCACACAUGUGUAUACACAUGGGUCAAGCAGUGCUGGUCUGUGGCUGCCUGUCCAGAGGAAUGGAAAUAUCCUUUGUCUUUAGCACUUCAUUUUCAUAAUAAAAUCAACAGUAUGUCUCAAAUUGAUGCACAUAUAACUCAGAGUAGAUGUUUAACUUCUGAUAUUUCAGAGGAAAGAGGAAAAGUGGUUUCCGUUCUUCCCAGGGCCCUGCCACUCAGCUGUCCAGUUCCACACCUGCACAGGUGGAAUUUUUGGGAUUCACUUUUACAUAGACAAUCCGAUGAAUAUUCUUAUCCUGAACAAGUAAAAAUGGUUUGGUACAAAGGUGUUACAUAUAGACUUACCCAUCAAAAUAUGAACUCAAUAGAGAUUUAUCCUGGAGAUGGAUCUGUUUUCAAAUCAGAAGGGGCUUAUUUUGGGAAAUAUUUUACAUAUUAUUCCAUUCAAGAAGGAUCAGAAGAGAGACAAGAACUUGGUGCUUUGGGACCACAUAAGAAAGGGCACCUGACCCAGCGUUCGAGGCUCCAGAAACAACUCCUGAAGGAAGACUUGGCUAAGCUAGGAUCUAUAAUUCCAAAGGAGGAGUUGUACAAAAGACAUAUGGAGAGAGAAGAGAAAACUUACUCAGUAAAUAACCUUCCUCCAGAUAGACCAGGAAGUCCGUUCUCUGUUGGUUCUCUAAUUAAACAGGCAACAAGAAUUCUUCAACAUUGUGUGAAGAUGAGACUUUCUUUAAGCCAUAACUAUUAUAUAUGCUGCUGGAAAAUGGUACCUGGGAUAAAUGAUAGCAAUAUACUGCCUUUGGUUUUGAAAGAGUCACUCAUACCCAGCGUGGGAAGAUUUCUUGCCUACUCUGAUGACAAAGUACAUGCUAUCUUUUUAGAUGGCAUUACUCUAACCCUAAAUUGGAAUUUCAGCUCUCCUGUUGAGAAGAGACAGGUAAAUCAAGGUCUUAACUUGGGUUGGUGUAAGUUAACUUUUCCUGAUGGACAAGAUCAGUUAAUUCAAAUUGAACACCCUGAACCAUAUGAAAGAUAUGUGACAACAGUAACAUCAUGGUGCAGGAGACUGACCCAGACUAGUCCCAGAGAGAUGCCCACUCAUUCGUCAUCUUCUGUUCUCCAAGAAAAUUGGUCUGUUGCUUCUGAACUUGAAAAGAUACAGAAGUUUAACUUCCUACUAGAGAAUAGUGGUAUCCUAAACCAGAUUUCUAACAAGAAAAAUGAACCGUCUUCUGAUCAUUAUAAACCAGGAUCUUCAGAAACCUUGCUAGGAGAAGUUAAUGAAAACAGAGUAUCAAUAGCAUUGAAAAAAACCUCUGAAAUCCUUCAUGAUAUUGACUGUCUUCUAUCAAACUCUAAAAAGUGAAAAAUGGAAUUAUUACAACAUAUUAUUAAAAGUUUUAAGCAUGUUGUUUCAAGUGACUGGUAUAAAAUUACUAGUAAGCCAAGAUACUAUAUGUAUUACCCCUACACAAUGAUUGUGAAAGAACUGACAUUUAACUUUGAAGGUAUUUUUAUUUAACUUGUACAUUUUUAAAAUAUGUAUUUGUAUUUUAUUAAUAAAUUUUAUCUUGAAGUUUUGAACUGUUU